Messenger RNA from Corticium candelabrum, 891 nucleotides. RefSeq lists its product as uncharacterized. The transcript has 5 exons. NCBI's taxonomy places the organism in Eukaryota, Metazoa, Porifera, Homoscleromorpha, Homosclerophorida, Plakinidae. The record is from RefSeq and is a predicted model, not a curated record. Bases 1 to 891 code for a protein of 296 amino acids.
AUGACAGAAGCAACAAACGAGACGCUCACUCAGCUCUCACAACUAACACGAGUGGCAGUGAAAGAUGGUAAGACAAGUUGGCCACUUCACUGUAUUCAAUCAAACGAUAUGAAACGAGAGCUUCAAAUACGAGUGACGUAUCAGAGAGUUAGUGAGCAGCUUGUGUUGACUGUCGUCAAGGGUAGAAAUCUGGAGUGGGAUGGACAAUAUAAUCAAUUGUAUGUCGUUGUGUGCCUUCUUGAUGAGUUGAGUAGAGUGCAAGAGAUCAGUCAAACUAAGAGCAGUAGUGAUGUGUUGUGUCCCGUCUGGAGUCACUAUGUAGUGUGGACACUGCGGUCUCUUGAUCAGUCGUCUGUCGCAAUUAUGUUGUGGGGACAAAAUGCGAGUGAUCACCUUUGUGGCUUGUUGGUCAUUGAUCUCACCGAUCAUGUGACAUCAGGUGAAGCCAAGUGGCACACACUCAUCGAUGAUCCGCAUGCCAUGCUGUCUAGAGCACCACUUGGCUCAUCAUCAUCAUCCGUGCGCCUUCAUGAUAAAACAAACACUCAAACGUCACAGAUUAAAUCAAUGUGCAGUGUGGCAGCAUUAAAUGAUGACGAUUGUGAUUCGCUUCAAACGGAGGCGUCUGGCAUUGAUCUUGGUGUUGGAUUUCAGUCAGAACCAUGUCACUCAAAGGCACAGAGAGAAGGUUGCAAGAGUGGCUGUCAGUUUUGCAGCACAUUGUCUUCGUGUGCUAGCUAUGAUAGCAGUGAUAGCUGCAGUUUGGGCAGUCAAGUGGCGAUUGUUGUUCCUACAUCGAGAGUUGGAGAACUCGUGAAGAUGACAGAGACUGACAAGCUGGGACCGGGUCAGUUGCUGACUAUCAACGGGCUGACCAUGUCAGGUAAGUGA